AAGCAAAGUACGAAUGGGUUGCAACCAAUCGAAGAUCGAGAACGAGGAAGCGGUGGCGCGAUGCAAGGAGAGGAAGUGGUACAUGAAGGAGUCGGUGUCCUCCCGCAACACAUUCGUCACCGCCCACUCGUCCUACGACACCUGCCUGAAGAACACUGGCGCCGCCCUCGGAGACAGGGACACACUGCCACUACCCUGCCACCAUCCCCCGUGCCGCGUGUCGCUGGGCGCGGUGGAGUGCAGAGAGUGGGGAACGAGCUGUACAGAAGCGGCAGCUUCGCGGAGGUGUUGGCGCUGUACGAUUUUGCAAUCGCCAUCUCGCCGGGGAACACCGCAUGCCGGAGCAACUGCGCGACGGCGCUCACGGCGGUCAGGAGGCUCGGCAAUGUCGCGAGGGAGGGCCUUGAGGCUGUGAAGUUGGACCCUGCUUAUGCCAGAGCGCAUAAGAGACUUGCUUCAGGUUAUCUUAGGUUUUGACAGGUUGAAAAUUCACGGCGGCACUUGUGUCUCUCUGGGAUUCACGAGGAUCAAUCUGAGGAGCAGAAGCUAUUGUUGUUGGAGAAGCAUUUGAAUCGCUAUGCUGAUGCAAGAAAAUUUGGUGAUUGGAAGAGGGCGCUUAGGGAAUCAGAAGCAGCCAUUGCUGUUGGAGCAAAUUUUUCGCCUCAGGAUUGUUGAGGUGUGAUUGAUUUCUGUUUCCAAAAGUUGUUUGGAGUUUUCAAAAUGCAACUAAACAAGGUUGCUGAGAAAGCUGGUGGAGUCUUGAAGAAGGCUAUUGAUUUCUACGGUAUCACUUUUCCUGAUUCCUUCGCUUUUAUCAUUUCCUACAAUUAUUAUUCAAUACUCAAUUUCAUUUUGCUAUCUAAUAUUUUGUAGUGCUCCAUGCUUGUUUAUUUGCAUAUACUUUGUGUUAUUUGAGUAUUGAAUUAACAGCAGGACAUAUAGGUUUGAGUUUGAUUUGUAUAUUGUCGUGGACUCUUAGUCGUGCCUUGUGCUAAAUCGGACCUAUUUUAAUUUAACUCGCUUAGGAUGUUUUUAACAGAAGUAACUGAAUAAACCAUCAAUUUAGUUUUUAAAGUAUUACUCUCUUUCCUAAUUAGUCCUUAGAUUAACCAAAUUAUAUAUACAGUCCCUAAAAUAUUAGAAAAUAUGCUACAUAUUCCUCAAAACAUUGAAAACCUUCAGUUCCUCUCAACAUGAGUGAUUAGAAAAAUAUAAUUGGGACUAAUUUGAUGAGUUUUCGGUACAUUUUAAAGACCAUUUAAUAUUUAAGAGAGGUGAUACUUCAAGGACCAACUUGAUUGUUUAGUCAAAGUAGUAUCAUUGGUUGGAACUAUGUCGAUCUCCAUGUUUUUCUAAGAAUGGUCUUAUUUUCUGGUGUCAUAGAGGAAGUGAAGGCAAAGCAUCCUAAGAUUACAUAUGCAGACCUCUACCAGGUGAUCAUUUGUCUUAAUUCAGUUGUUGUGAAAGUUUAUUGAAUCUGAUAAUUUUGUAUUAAAUUUGUUGGGUGAAAACUGAAAAUCGUAGAAUGGGGUUAAUGGACUUCUAAAUUUUCUUGGGAUGUGCAUGAUAAUUGAUUCAGGGUUCCGUUUUCUGCCACGUUCAAUUAAAAUUACUCUUUUUGUACACCAUUUUUUAUUCAGAGUCAUGGAUAUGCUGCUAGGCUUUGGUUUUUCCGUAGUGUUAGGUGGGGUUAGUUUAUGACUCUUUUUCUUUUUUGUUAAUUGAUCAUGAUUGAAUUUCAGUAUGAAGAGGACAAAUGAAUAUUAAAAGUUGCAGACUUAACAUGCCUAGUGAUUUAGUGCCUUGUUACACUUGAAACUCGUCCUCUUAUACCUGCUUUGGACUAGUGAUGUAGUGCUUUGUUACUCUUAAGACUCACCCUCUCAUAGCCAUAAUGUUUGACAACUCUAAUGCGGCCGUGAUAUGUGGUUCUGAUUAACAACUGCAUAGCCUCGGACUAUGAUGGAUAUCAAAGUCCUCGUGCAAACAAUCACAUUUGCACCCACAACCACAAUUUAAAACUAAAGACCGCGGUUGCAAAUAGAUUGACAAUUAAGUGUAUGGAAGCAAUGUGAGUGUAUGGAAAUGAAUUUCUUGAGGUUCCUAACUAUUAGUUUUAAUAUUUCUUUUAUUUUACUAUAUUCCUCUCUUGUCUUAAUAAUAUUAGUUUUAAUUUGAAAAGUCAGAGCAAUCUUGCCCUGCUCCUUGUUACUAUUGUGGCUCUGAUUUUCUUCAUGCAGGUAUUGUUGAUAAAAAAAAAAUUGUAGCAAUUACUGGCUUCAAAAAGCUUUUAGCAUUCAGUUAUUUCAGAUAUGAAGUUACCUCUAACCCUUUAUUCUGUUGCAGCAGUUUAGCAUACUUGUGCUAUUGUCCAGACCUCAGCACAUACAUAUGAACACUCUUGUAGAGUUCACGAAUAGGAUGGAUAGUGGAGUGACUAGAAGUCCUUAAGACAUAGCGUGGAUGGAGAAAAGAAUUCAUCACCUUAAAGAUGAGAUGUACAUGGUUGAGGGUAGGCUUGAAAGGAUGAGGUAUGAAUAUUCGCUCUUAAAAAAGCAACUAAACGACCUAGAACAUAAGUAGCUACCAAAUUUCAUUGUUGAAUCAUAUAUUUCUCUACCAUUUUUUUGUAUAUAUAUAUAUGUAAUGUGAUGUAUCAAUAUGACAUUUAAUUUUGUAAAUUCAUUCUUCCUCAUUGUGCAUGAGAACGUCAUGUUAUACCCGAAAUUAAUUUGUGAUUUAGGGGUUGUUUGCCAGCAUCCCAAAUUAGGAUGAAAUGCAAUGGACCACUAUUAUAAUUUAAGGUUUAAUUGCAAAUUU
Molecule: messenger RNA, 2820 nt
Organism: Cajanus cajan (pigeon pea)
Lineage: Eukaryota; Viridiplantae; Streptophyta; Magnoliopsida; Fabales; Fabaceae
Source: RefSeq, a predicted model, not a curated record